AUGAUUGUUCGCAUCUUUGCCAGUGCCGGGCUUCAAUGCUCUCUCUGCUUCUCAUUCUUCGACUCUUCUCUUCUCUGGCGAGAAUCGCGCAAUAUAGCUGUUGAAAUGGAAUAUCAGUUACUUUCUCCGUCGCUUCGUUGUUCCCAGAACAUCGCUCUUCUCUCAAUACUCCCCACCUUCCGCUCUCAAGCAACUGAAGAGGCACUACGCCCCGACUUAUCCAUCUCUUCCAAAUCCGAUGAUUCGCUUGUUCAGGUCCUAGCCUACCUGGCGGCUAUCGAUGUUGAUCCCAAACACGUUACCGCCGUCGCUGUGGAAGGUGCUGCUGAAGCAUUCUCCUUGCUGCAUGUACACGUUGCCAUCAAUAAGGCCCGUCCUGGCGACGGUCAUGCCGUGCUGGAGCGCAUAGUUGCCAGCUUUCAGCGAUUGUUUUUGAUCAUGGUCGUCAAUCGUUCUGGCACAUACAAACCGCCUGCUAACAAGAGGUGUUGUUCGUUUCUUGGCGGGCAACUACAAGAGUUUGUGGACGCGCUACAGAAGCUAGCAAGGCCGGCCAAACAGCCAGACCCGGAUCUGCAGGAGUUUCUUGCCCGUUCUGUCGAGCUUAUCACAGAACUUGAUCCACUACGUCCGGCCAUAUUCACAGCCGAUGCGACACACCCUGACUCAGCCAGUUUGGUCCGCGUCGUCUAUUCUGUAUAUCUCUACAGUAAAGUUCUGGGCGAUCGUCUCGGUGGAGUCCUUGACCGGCUAACAGGACGUCAUAUCAAUCUGACCGUGCGUGACGUCCUGAAGCGACGUCUCCAUGGACUCGCCUGUUUCGUCCGAUGUGCCCAUUUUCUGUGCCGGCUCGCAUUAAACGAGACGCCACCAUGGCUGGGCAACGUCGAGGUUGUUCCUGUGCAGCUGACGGCCGCCAAUUUUGUCUCUCUGAAACUAGCAUCGGCAUCGGCUGCAGCAACGGCGGUCUCUCAGACACCAUCCCCGCCGUCUCUCGACGCCUGCCUUGCUCAGUGGAACUGGACCGCUGCCAGGCUUGAAAUGACCCUCCGCAAGCGCAACUACAGCAUUCCCUCUCCUCGACUCCAGUUCACCACCACUUGCAAUCAACUUUACGGAUCCACACCCAAUAAGCCCAAGAUCCACGCAGAAAUCCAAAUCGCCUAUCACUUGGACAGUCAAAACAAGGACAGGCGGGAUGUUCCUCCUUCAGACAUGGCCUCGCUUGUUGAGGCAGAGGACGUGAAGGGAAAGGAUGAUGCGAAUAAUGAGCCAGUUGCAUCUCAGAUCUUCCUUGGGGGCACUGAACCGACCCCCCCAACGACCCCCCCAACAUCGGCCUUAUUUCACGCGCGAUCAUUAGCGGGUCAUAUUGAGUCAGGAAGCCAGGACAAGGCCGAUAGUGGUAGUGAUAGCGACGCCACUGUUCAGCAAAUUGCGGUUGGGCAUGGCCAGGAAGGGCACAAUGAUACGCCCUACGACGUCGUCUUCCACUCUACAGGCAGCCGGCCAACUGGGGCUCGUCGCUACGCUACGAACGAACUGGAGCUUUUCAUUACGUUUGGCAGCGAGGAUGGGGGAGUGCGCGAUCCAGCCGUACCACAAUCCAGCGUUCGGGCGCGCAAGCUGCCCGUCGACGAGGCAGCUUCGUAUGCCGUCCACGCCGUCGAUGUGAGCGGCCUUGCAUGUGGCAGUGAGGUGCCGGCCAUUCCUAUUGGCACUGACGGACGUUUGCAUCUGCGUGCCGGCAGUGAUAUCUACGAAGUGUUGAUAUCGACUGGAGAGGCGAGACAGCCUGCACAUGCGAACGUAUGA
This is a messenger RNA of Grosmannia clavigera kw1407, 1815 nucleotides long. RefSeq lists its product as uncharacterized. The transcript is spliced from 3 exons. Bases 1 to 1815 code for a protein of 604 amino acids. Lineage: Eukaryota; Fungi; Ascomycota; Sordariomycetes; Ophiostomatales; Ophiostomataceae. The record is from RefSeq and is a predicted model, not a curated record.